AUCCUGGCUCCACCGAUGCAGGACCAGACCGGGGCCGCCUCCGGCUCGGGGGAUCCGGGCACGGCCGCGGCAGAUCGCGGCGAGGGCGGCUCCUCCUCCGCCGCCAGGCUCCCCUCCCGCAACGCCUCCUCCAAGUACGACUUCGUCAAGGUCAAGGUGUGGCUCGGGGAGAACGCCGACCACUACUACGUCCUCUCCAGGUUCCUCCUCAGCAGGAUGCUCACCGUCACCAAGAUUCCGAACCAUGUCGCCAUUAAGAUCGCCCUUGAACUCAAGAAGCUGCUCGUCGACAACAGCCUCCUCGACGUUUCACAGAGUGACUUAGAGGCCAACCUUUUCAAGCUAAUGGAGAAAAGAGGAUAUGGAGAGGACUAUAUUAAUCGGUAUAAAAUGAUGACAAGAUUCCAUCACCAGAGAGUACCAUUAGUAAUUUUGGUGUGUGGAACUGCCUGCACUGGGAAAUCAACAAUUGCUACACAACUAGCUCAAAGGCUCAACCUGCCAAAUGUUUUACAGACAGACAUGGUCUAUGAGUUGUUGAGGACAUCAACGGAUGCUCCGCUAACUUCGGUACCUGUAUGGGCCCGGGAUUUCAAUUCACCUGAAGAACUUAUUACCGAAUUUUGCAGAGAAUGCAGAGUUGUUCGCAAAGGUUUGGCUGGUGAUUUGAAGAAAGCAAUGAAAGAUGGGAAGCCAAUUAUAAUAGAGGGAAUACAUUUGGAUCCAAGCAUUUAUCUGAUGGACGAGGAAAAUGCAGAUGAUAAUUCCAGAAUGGAGAAAAAGGCUGAACCUGCAGAUUUUGUUGUCUCUGCAGAAAAUAAAACAGAACAGCAAUCAGAAAAUAGAUUACCUGAGAACAAAUUGAGUGUUCUAAAGGAAGAUAUCAUACAAGAUCAGAACUCUAUACCUGAGAGUAGGACCAGUGAAGGGCUGCUUGGUGCCAACAACCACGAGAUUAAUUAUUCUGAAUCUAUAGAUUCUGAAGAGAAAAAUCCCAAAGCUGAAGGCAAUGGACAUAAGGAUUUGGACCAACAGAAGAACAACACUGCCAGGAAAGACAAACCUGCUGCUGAACCAAUAGUUGUUCCAAUUGUGUUGCGUAUGUCUGAUUUUGAUCACAAGGCGUUGUUAGAGGAAUGGAUAGCCACAAGAGCUUUCAGAGAUAAUUGCCUUCCUCAGGAUCAUCGAAAGCUCAUUAACAACCUCAAACUUAUUCAGGAUUAUCUUUGCUCUUUUGAGUCACAGGGAUUGACUAUCGUUGACAUCUCGGCAAACUCAUUUCCUCAAACGUUAGAUUGGCUUCAUGGCUACCUUCUUCAGUGCAUCGAGCGCGGCCUCCUGGCUGCAUGUUCAGAAAGUCCCAAGCAAGGGGAAAGCCAAUCAACAUGACAGAUAUCCAGUGCUUGUGGAAUCUUGAUUGGUAUUUAUGUGGUCAGUUCCUAGUGGCACUAAAAGUCCUUGUAAGCAGAAAAGGCGGGGACUUUGGUUCGAGAGAGACCUGCAGAAUUGCUAGACAUGAUGUCUGUUCGUCGUCAUAAAAUUUUCAUUAUUUAUUCCUUUUUUUCCUGUGCAUACAUCACCUAUCCUGGCCAUGGCCUAUUUGCCUCGGGUACAGUGAAUACCAUCUUGAAUGACUAGUAUUCUGUACUUGUGUUGUAAUGUUAAUUGCCAGCAACUUGAGCUUCAAAAAAGAAACUGCCGAACUUGUGCAACA
This is a messenger RNA of Lolium rigidum, 1714 nucleotides long. RefSeq lists its product as uncharacterized. The coding region runs from base 16 to 1389 and encodes 457 amino acids. The record is from RefSeq and is a predicted model, not a curated record. The transcript is spliced from 17 exons. NCBI's taxonomy places the organism in Eukaryota, Viridiplantae, Streptophyta, Magnoliopsida, Poales, Poaceae.